Striga hermonthica is the source of this 1080-nucleotide messenger RNA. Lineage: Eukaryota; Viridiplantae; Streptophyta; Magnoliopsida; Lamiales; Orobanchaceae. The record is from the annotation of a GenBank genome assembly.
AUGCCUAUUGAGUCGAUCUCAUUCGAGGAUUGUAGGCAGCUCGACGGUGGAAAGCUGUCGUGGGCUCACAUUCGUAGUCUGCCUAUCAUCGUCCUCUGCUGCAUCUUCCGGUCACCAGCGGCGGAUAUAAAGGUUUCCAUCAUGGAGAGUCUUCACAGCUUCUGGCAGUUAGGCGAUGAGCUUCGAGGACAGUCAAGAGUCUCGGAGGAUCAAAAAUGGUCUGUGGCUGCUUCAAAAUUGGCUGAGCAGACCAGGUCAAAGCCCGAGCGCAAAAGCAAUGUAGAUCUCUCAAAGGGUUCUGCUGAAUUUAAGCCCAAGGAUAGUUUUGUAUUUCAAGAAGACAACAGAUUUGAAAAUUUCAACUUCGGCAUGUUAAACCUGGGGCCAAGGUUCAACGAAAAUGUGACCAAAAGUUCGUUCGCGAAUGGUAUUUACAAUAUGAAUGCUGUUUAUCAGAACCCAAAUGUUAGUACUCUGGGAAAUAUUCCUGGAAGCAAAUAUAACAAUAUCAACAUCAUGAAGGAGCCUAAUGUUGUCAAUACCAAAACUAACAAGGACGAGAGCUCAAAUGCAAAUAAUGCCAUCGAUAAAAGGUUUAAGACCUUACCAGCGGCUGAGACACUCCCAAGGAAUGAAGUUCUCGGUGGAUAUAUCUUUGUGUGCAACAAUGAUACAAUGCAGGAAGAUUUGAAGAGACAACUGUUCGGUUUGCCCCCAAGAUACAGAGAUUCAGUGAGGGCAAUAACACCUGGUUUGCCUCUGUUUUUGUACAACUAUACCACUCACCAGUUGCAUGGCAUCUUUGAGGCAACAACCUUUGGAGGCUCCAACAUUGAUCCUACUGCUUGGGAAGACAAAAAGUGCAAAGGCGAAUCGAGGUUCCCUGCCCAGGUAAGAAUUCGUGUUAGGAAACUCUGCAAGGCUCUGGAAGAGGAUGCAUUUAGGCCUGUCUUGCAUCACUAUGAUGGCCCUAAGUUCCGCCUUGAACUCUCAAUUCCUGAGACUUUAGACUUGCUUGAUCUUUGCGAUCAAGCUGGUUUGCUGGAUACCGUUGCUGAUAUUAAUCUCAGCCCUGCUUAA